AUGGACAACCAACCGUUUUCAGACGAAGAAAAGCGCUUUGUCCUCGCAGAAGCCAUCAGGACCAGUCAAAUUCCACUGGAGAGACUCUUCGCCUUUCUGAAUGACAAUUCCUCAGUCCCAGCGUGGGACGAUAUGCUGGUUCCUCGUGGACGAAACCUAAAACAAUGUAAAGACGCGUUCGAAAGUCUUCGCUUUAGUCCUUCGGCGCCAAUGUUCCAGCCCCAUAUCCAGAGUCAGAGUCAUGGUCAAAGCCAAAGCCAUAAUCUUGCUGUCCCGAAUUUAAGUGCGACGAGCUCUGGUAUCAAGCGCAAGUCAGCUCCUGGAGCGAUGGAACCCUUUUUUCCUGCCGCCGGCCCUCCAGCAAAGCGACGACAAUCUAGUGGUGAUCCUGUUUCAAUUGCGCGCGAUAUACGUCCCAAGCCUUCCAAUGGUUCUCCUCUGUCCACGACGUCCUUUCCGACUCAAGAACCAAAAAAGCGCGGUCGACCGUCUAAGAAAGAUGUUGAGCGCAAACAACAGGAAGCUAUUGCACGAGGGGAUAUUCUGCCGCCGGCGACUUCUAUGGGAUACCAAAUGCAAGGAGAGGAAGUUAGUGUUCCUGGUUAUGCGCCAAUCCGUCCAGCGGUAACUCCGACUCCCCAGUAUGCGCCGAGUCCAGGAAUACCAAUUGAGAGAGAACUUCCCGAGCGUGCAGGAUCACCAGGGGAAAAAAGACGACCGAAAGCCACUCCAAAAGCUUCUAAGGCUACUCCCAAACAACCAGGAGAAGGUAGUUUUAAGGUCAACCCAACCAUUGGUUCCAUGAUAGAACAUGAAGAACCGGUUGCGCCGACUUCAAUAGCAACUUCAGCUGCUAUUCCGGUAACAGGUCCGGUCGAGGUUGCUACUUCAGCCCCAAUUAGUUCACUGGUUGCGACAGCAGCACCUCCACCUCCACCUCCAACAUCAACAACACAACCACCACCCGAUACAUAA
Messenger RNA from Cadophora gregata, 975 nucleotides. RefSeq lists its product as uncharacterized. The record is from RefSeq and is a predicted model, not a curated record. The transcript is spliced from 4 exons. The coding region runs from base 1 to 975 and encodes 324 amino acids. Lineage: Eukaryota; Fungi; Ascomycota; Leotiomycetes; Helotiales; Ploettnerulaceae.